AAAAUCACUCCUCGGUUUUUGUCGAAGGACGAGAAACAAACACUUUUUUUUUAACAUUUCCAUCUAUAUGCGAAGCCUUCACUGUAUAUUUUCACAUUAGAUCGAGGGAGGCAACAUGGCUUCAGCAGUAAAGCAAACGGGAGGUCAGCGGGUCGAAUCCGGGCACCAAGAUGUGGUUCACGACAUCGCAAUUGACUACUAUGGGAAGCGCAUGGCCACCUGCUCUUCAGAUCGAAGCAUCAAACUCUUUGGUCUCAGCGGCUCCGAUUCCCCGACACCACUCGCCACUCUCUCCGGUCACCAAGGCCCCGUCUGGCAGGUCGCCUGGGCGCAUCCUAAGUUCGGAUCUUUGCUCGCCUCCUGCUCAUAUGACCGCCGUGUAAUCGUCUGGCGCGAGGGCGGACCGCAGGGGAACGAGUGGUUGCAGUUUCAAGUCUUCGCCGAGCACAAUGCCUCCGUCAAUUCUAUUUCCUGGGCGCCACACGAGCUGGGCCUCUGCCUCGCCUGUGGUUCUUCUGACGGAUCCAUAACGGUUUUUACGGGGCGGGAAGACGGACAAUGGGACAAAACCAAGAUAGAUCAAGCUCACCAGGUUGGUGUCACUGCAGUUUCAUGGGCGCCUGCCUUGUCUCCUGGAUCUACGGUAGGGCAGCCCACAGAUCCCGUCCAGAAGCUGGUCUCUGGUGGCUGUGACAACACGGCUAAGGUGUGGAAAUUUUACAAUGGUUCCUGGAAACUGGAUUGCUUUCCUGCUUUGCAAAUGCAUACAGAUUGGGUGCGGGAUGUGGCAUGGGCGCCCAAUUUAGGGCUUCCCAAAAGCACUAUUGCGAGCUGUUCCCAGGAUGGAACUGUGGUCAUAUGGACUCAGGGGAAGGAGGGAGACAAAUGGGAGGGUAGGGUUUUAAAUGACUUUAAGACCUCUGUGUGGAGGGUCAGCUGGUCAUUAACUGGAAACAUAUUGGCGGUUGCUGAUGGAAAUAACAAUGUGACACUCUGGAAGGAAGCGGUGGAUGGGGAGUGGAAUCAGGUCACCACAAUACAGUAACUGAAUGUGGGCUUCUUGAUUUUGUUGUGAUUUUCUCUCUUUUAUUUAGAUUGUGUAUUAAUCUGAGAUCUCUUUCAUAGUAGGUUGGAUUGACAAUUUUUUAUUGAAGGACUGUUUUUCAUCCUAGCAGAAAUUCCUUGGAAUAGGCUGGGAGUUUCAUUAAUUUGGCAGAUUUUUUUUUUCCGUAACAUCUCUCAAUCGAUUUAUAUAUGUAUAGAAGUCUGGAAUAUGGCAGUAGUUUCUCGAUUAUGAAAAAUAGAUUUUUUUCUGCA
Messenger RNA from Cryptomeria japonica (Japanese cedar), 1317 nucleotides. RefSeq names its product protein transport protein SEC13 homolog B. The coding region runs from base 116 to 1045 and encodes 309 amino acids. Gene Ontology annotation, biological process: COPII-coated vesicle budding; protein import into nucleus. NCBI's taxonomy places the organism in Eukaryota, Viridiplantae, Streptophyta, Pinopsida, Cupressales, Cupressaceae. The record is from RefSeq and is a predicted model, not a curated record. The transcript has 2 exons. Gene Ontology annotation, molecular function: structural molecule activity; protein binding. Gene Ontology annotation, cellular component: COPII vesicle coat; nuclear pore outer ring.